AUGUUUCAGCUUUGGAAGCUUGUUCUCUUGUGCGGCCUGCUCGCUGGGACCUCAGAGUCUCUUCUUGGGGAUCUUGGCAAUGACCUGAGUAAUGUUGUGGAAAAUGUGAAACCUGCGCUUGAGAACGGACUUGAGACUGUUGACAAUACACUUGAUGCUGACCUUCCAAAACUGAGUGUCGACUUGGACGUGCUUCAGAAAUCCAAGGUUUGGCAGCUGGCCAAGCAGAAAAUCCAGGAAGCUGGGAAUUUGAUGGACAAUGCCCUAAAUUUGGUCAAUUCAGUUAAAGAGAAGACUUUGGGGGUGGAGAUCAGCAACUCCCUCAUCCAGGAUAUCAAAAGUGAACUGACUGCUGAUGGCAAUGGCAUUAACCUGAGGUUCCCUGUCACCGCCGAUGUCGCUGUGGUCCUGCCUUUGAUUGGCAAGGUCGUCAACCUGCAGGCCUCCCUGGACCUCCUGAGUGGAGUCAGAAUUGAAACCAAUGUCCAAAACAGCCUGAGCACAGUGGUCCUGGGAGAAUGCACCAGUGACCCAAUCAAUGUCUCCCUCUCCUUGCUAGGCAGACACAGUGAACUGGUCAACAGGAUAGUGGACACUGUGACAAGCAGCCUGAAACAGAUUGUGUCUUCCCUGGUGUCAAAGGAAGUGUGCCCACUGAUCCGCAGCAUUGUUGACACCCUGGACAUGAGUUUUAUCCAGAACGCCAUCACGGAUGAGGAGGAGGACUGCUGUGAUGCCCGCCUGCUGGUGAGGGGCCGGGCUCUGUGCCCCAAUGCACAGGGGCCUGUGGUGAAGCGAAAGGGUCCUGAGGACUCAUGGAGAAUCAGGGCAUACCUGGUCCGACUGGACUCAGAAGCACAGGGCAGUGACACAGGGACAGACAAGGACCCCUCGAUGCUGCGGUUCUCCCCCAGUGCCGCGUGA
Messenger RNA from Cynocephalus volans (Philippine flying lemur), 924 nucleotides. RefSeq names its product BPI fold containing family A member 2 (gene BPIFA2). Gene Ontology annotation, cellular component: extracellular exosome; secretory granule. The record is from RefSeq and is a predicted model, not a curated record. The transcript is spliced from 9 exons. Bases 1 to 924 code for a protein of 307 amino acids. Gene Ontology annotation, molecular function: lipopolysaccharide binding. Lineage: Eukaryota; Metazoa; Chordata; Mammalia; Dermoptera; Cynocephalidae.